This is a messenger RNA of Dipodomys spectabilis (banner-tailed kangaroo rat), 3635 nucleotides long. It is a transcript of the gene Adamts19, whose product is annotated as ADAM metallopeptidase with thrombospondin type 1 motif 19. The record is from RefSeq and is a predicted model, not a curated record. Gene Ontology annotation, biological process: extracellular matrix organization; proteolysis. Bases 1 to 3567 code for a protein of 1188 amino acids. Gene Ontology annotation, molecular function: metalloendopeptidase activity. Gene Ontology annotation, cellular component: extracellular matrix. NCBI's taxonomy places the organism in Eukaryota, Metazoa, Chordata, Mammalia, Rodentia, Heteromyidae. The transcript is spliced from 23 exons.
AUGGGGAAGAUUCGGGGGACGCGCCUGACCCACUGGUGCUGCUGCUGCCUCCUCUACCAGCUGGGGCUCCCGUGGAACGGCGUCGCUUCAGGGCUGCAGCCCGUCCCCAGCCCGGACGAGUGGGAAGUCGUGUUUCCUGCGCUCUGGCGCCGGGAGCCGGGGAGUGCCGCGGGAGGUCGCGCGGGCUCCGGCGGCGGCGGCGGCGGGAUCCGCACAGCUGGGUCCUCCCGCGAGGCACGCUCCGCGGCCCCCGUGCCGCCCGAGUUGCCCCGGCCUUCCUCGCCGCUGGCUUCGGAGGAGGAUGACGAGCUCGAGUCGCGGGAGCUCCCCCGGGGGUCCAGCGGCCCGGCUUCCCCGUUCUCGGGUGUCCCGGCCUCACCGCCGCCGCCGCCCCCUCGGCCGUCCCCGUCCCCACCCCCGGCCCGGCUAGAGGAACCUGACAGCGACGAGGUGCUGCUGCGGAUCCCGGCCUUGUCCCGGGACCUCUACCUGCUGCUUCGGAGAGACGGACGAUUCCUGGCGCCGCGCUUCGCCGAGGAGCAGUGGCCGAGCUCAGGCCGUACAGCGGCCGCCCCACCCCCUCCCGCGCCGCCCAGCGCCUCCUGCUUCUACUCCGGGGUCGUGCUGCGCAACCCGGGCUCGCUGGCCUCCUUCAGCACCUGCGGCGGUGGCCUGAUGGGAGUUAUACAGCUCAAUGAGGACUUGAUAUUUAUUGAGCCACUCAAUAACACAAUGGCCAUAACAGGUCAUCCACACCGUUUAUAUAGGCAGAAAAAGUCGGUGGAGGAAAGAGUCACAGAGAAGUCAGAUCAUCACAAUCAUUACUGCGGGAUCAUUUCAGAUAAAGGAAGACCUAGGUCUAAAAAAUUAGCAGAAAGUGGAAGAUGGAAACGGAGUUCAUAUAAGUCAUCUCAAGAAUACAACAUAGAGACGGUAGUGGUUGCAGACCCGGCAAUGGUUUCUUAUCACGGUGCAGAUGCGGCCAGGAGAUUCAUUCUAACCAUCUUAAAUAUGGUUUUUAACCUUUUCCAACACAAGAGUCUGGGUGUGCAGGUCAAUCUUCGUGUGAUAAAGCUUAUUCUGCUUCAUGAAACUCCAGCAGAUCUGUAUAUUGGGCACCAUGGAGAGAAAAUGCUAGAGAGUUUUUGUAAGUGGCAACAUGAAGAAUUUGGCAAGAAGAAUGAUAUCCACUCAGAGAUGUCAACACAUUGGAGAGAAGAUUUGACUUCAAUUGAUGCAGCUAUACUUAUAACAAGGAAAGAUUUCUGUGUACACAAAGAUGAACCAUGUGAUACUGUUGGUAUAGCUUACUUGAAUGGAAUAUGUAGUGAAAAGCGGAAAUGUAUUAUUGCUGAAGACAAUGGCCUGAAUCUGGCAUUUACAAUUGCUCAUGAGAUGGGUCACAAUAUGGGGAUCAAUCAUGACAAUGACCACCCCUCCUGUGCUGAAGGUCUUCAUAUCAUGUCUGGUGAAUGGAUUAAAGGGCAAAAUCUUGGUGAUGUUUCCUGGUCUGGGUGUAGCAAGCAAGACUUGGAACGAUUUCUCAGGUCAAAGGCAAGUAGCUGCUUGCUGCAGACAAAUCCUCAGAGUGUGAAUUCCGUGAUGGUUCCCUCCAAACUGCUAGGGACGACCUACACUGCUGAUGAGCAAUGUCAGAUUCUCUUUGGGCCCUCAGCCUCUUUUUGUGAAGAGAAACAGAAUGUGAUUUGCAUGGGGCUAUGGUGCAGAGUAGAAGGUGAGAAAGAAUGCAGGAGCAAACUUGAUCCACCCAUGGAUGGGACAGACUGUCUCCCGGGUAAGUGGUGUAAGGCUGGAGAGUGUACCAGUAGGACCCCAGCACCUGAGCACCGGGCUGGAGAAUGGAGCAUGUGGAGUUCCUGCAGCCGAACCUGCAGCUCUGGGACCAGCAGUCGAGAACGCAGAUGUCCUGGGCUAAGUUCUGAAGCAAGGGAUUGUAAUGGUCCCAGAAAACAAUACAGAGUAUGUGAGAAUCCACCUUGUCCUGCAGGUUUGCCUGGGUUCAGAGACUGGCAAUGUCAGACCUAUAAUUUUAAAACUUCACACCCAAAGCAGGUCCUUCCAUGGCAAGCUGUCAUGGACGAAGAAAAACCAUGUGCCUUGUUUUGUUCUGUUGGAAAGGAACAGCCUGUUCUCCUAUCAGAAAAAGUGAUGGAUGGAACUUCUUGUGGAUACCUGGGAUUAGAUAUAUGUGCAAAUGGCAGGUGCCAGAAAGUUGGUUGUGAUGGAUUAUUAGGGUCCCUGGCAAGGGAGGACCACUGUGGAGUAUGCAAUGGUGAUGGAAAGUCUUGCAGGAUUAUUAAAGGGGAUUUUAAUCACACCAGAGGAGCAGGUUAUGUGGAAGUGUUGGUGAUACCUGCGGGAGCAAGGAGCAUCAAAGUUGUAGAAGAAAAGCCGGCACAUAGCUAUUUAGUUCUCCGAGACACAGGCAAACGGUCUAUUAAUAGUGACUGGAAGAUUGAACACUCUGGAGCAUUCAAUUUAGCAGGAACUACCAUCCAUUAUAUAAGAAGAGGCCUAUGGGAGAAGAUAUCCGCCAGAGGUCCUACUACAACACCUUUACACCUUCUGGUGCUCCUGUUUCAAGAUCAGAAUUAUGGUCUUCAUUAUGAAUAUACCAUCCCAUCAGAACCCAUUCCAGACAAUCAGAGCUCAAGAGCAUCUGAGCCCCUCUUCCUGUGGACACACACCGGCUGGGAAGAUUGUGAUGUCACAUGUGGAGGAGGAGAGAGGAAGACAACAGUAUCCUGCACAAAAGUCAUGAGCAAGAAUAUCAGCAUUGUGGACAACAAAAAGUGCAAAUACUUAACAAAGCCAGAUCCACAGAUUCGAAAGUGCAAUGAGCAACCAUGUCAGACAAGAUGGAUGAUGACAGAAUGGACCACAUGUUCACGAACUUGUGGUAAAGGGAUGCAGAACAGGCAAGUGGCCUGUACCCAACAACUAAGCAAUGGAACUCUCAUUAGAGCCCAGGAGAGGGACUGUGUGGGACCAAAGCCAGCCUCCGCCCAGCGCUGUGAGGGCCAGGACUGCAUGACUGUGUGGGAGGCAGGAGUCUGGUCUGAGUGCUCAGUCAAGUGUGGCAAAGGUGUUCGUCAUCGGACAGUGAGAUGUACAAACCCAAGAAAGAAAUGUGUCCUCUCCACCAGACCGAGGGAGGCUGAAGAUUGUGAGGAUUAUUCAAAAUGCUAUGUGUGGCAGAUGGGUGACUGGUCUAAGUGCUCAAUUACCUGUGGCAAAGGAAUGCAGUCUCGUGUUAUCCAGUGCAUGCAUAAGAUCACAGGAAGACAUGGAAAUGAAUGUUUCUCUUCAGAAAAACCUGCAGCAUAUAGGCCAUGCCACCUUCAGCCCUGCAAUGAGAAGAUCAAUGUAAAUACCAUAACAUCACCUAGACUUGCUGCUCUGACUUUCAAGUGCUUAGGAGAUCAAUGGCCUGUUUACUGCCGAGUGAUCCGAGAAAAGAACCUGUGUCAAGACAUGAGGUGGUAUCAGCGAUGCUGCGACAUGUGCAGGGAUUUCUAUGCCCAAAAGCUUCAGCAGAAGAGUUGACCUCUAGGAAGCUGGCCAAUCACUCCCUCUCUUUGCAAUUACAUUAUUUAUAAACACCCCACUAGCAU